AUGCCCGGCGUAAACAUACCUGAAACUCAAAAAGCCGGAAUCCUCCAAAACCCUGGUUCGGACUUCGCCUUCAGCAUUGAAAAUGUUCAAAUCCCCACAAUUACCCCGCAACAAGUCCUUGUCAAACUAUCCGUCACAGGCGUCUGUGGCACAGACGUUGCCCUCGCAAAAGGCUACCUUGGCCCAACGCAGCAAAUCCUCGGCCACGAGGGAGUUGGCAAAAUCGUCCAAGUCGGAGCCGCAUGUACGAAUCCCAAUGCCUUGCUCGGUCAAACAGUCGGCGUAGGCUGGAUCCGUGAUGCGUGUGGCUCGUGUAAGAACUGUGCACGAGAUACGACCCGGUGCGAGACGCAGGUAUUUAGCGGCCGUGAUAUUUCGGGUACACUGACUUCCUACGUCGCGGUUCCGGACCGCUACAUAACGUCUUUACCGCAGGAUGUUUUGCCUGAAUUACUGGCCCCGGUGAUGUGUGCUGGUGUUACGGCGUACAAGGCGCUGAAGGUGGCUGGGGCGACCCCCGGAUCGUGGGUGCUUAUUUCAGGCGCUGGAGGCGGAGUUGGGGUGUUGGCUGUUUCUUAUGCGAAGGCGAUGGGGUAUCGGGUUAUCGGCGUUGAUGGCGGUUCAAAAAGGAAGAGAGUUGUCAUGGACGCUGGUGCGGAGGCUUAUAUCGAUUAUCAAGCACAGGAUGACUUGAAGAGUGUAUUGCUGAAAGAGACUGGUGGGAAUCUUUGUGCGGCUGCUAUUGUUUGUGCGGGUGCCACGACGGCGUAUGAGAGUGCGAUUGAGUGUUUGGAUUAUUUCGGGACACUUGUUGCUGUUGGAAUCCCACCGCCGUCUUGGAAGGUGCAGAUUCAUCCCCUGAUUUUGAUUGAUUAUGGGAUUCGGAUGAUUGGGAGUAUUACGGGGGAUCGCGCUGAUAUUGCCGAGGCGGCAGAGUUUGUGCGUCGGGGUGUGGUUGUGCCAAAGGUUACUGUGGUUGAUCUGGAUUCACUGGAUGAGUGGAUGCAGCGCAUUGAUGAGUUCGAGGGUGAGAAGCUUGUUGUUCGCUUAGAUAGUUCUGUUUAG
Messenger RNA from Penicillium longicatenatum, 1065 nucleotides. RefSeq lists its product as uncharacterized. NCBI's taxonomy places the organism in Eukaryota, Fungi, Ascomycota, Eurotiomycetes, Eurotiales, Aspergillaceae. The record is from RefSeq and is a predicted model, not a curated record. Bases 1 to 1065 code for a protein of 354 amino acids. Gene Ontology annotation, molecular function: zinc ion binding; oxidoreductase activity. The transcript has 2 exons.